AUGGCCAGCACCCUCAUCACGCUGUUCUACCUCGGCCUGGCCCCUGAGGCCCCUGUGUCCAGACUGGUCUGGGCUGUGACGGGGCCUGAGGAGGAAGCCCCACUCUUUCUCUCUCCCCCAGGACUGUCUCUGAGCCCUGGAAUCCAGGCCCAGCACGGGUCUCUCCCCAAGCCCUCCAUCCGGGCGGUGCCAGGUCCGGUGGUCCCCCAGGGGAGCCCUGUGUCCAUCUUCUGCAGAGGGCCUCCUGGGACAGCUCGGCUGCGUCUGCAGCAAGUGGGAGGCUCCCGCGUGUGGACUGAAGAAAGCCUGGGAGACGCCCAGGCUGAGGCCGCGUUCUCCCUCCAGCGUGCCACGCCCGGCCACUCGGGGACGUAUGUCUGUCAGUACAAGAUGCAGGACAGCUGGUCCGAGAGGAGUGACCCUCUGGAGCUGCUGGUCGUGGGUGUCUCCAAGGACAAACCCACCCUCUCGGUCCAGCCCGGCCCCAUGGUGGCUUUAGGAGGGAGCGUGACCCUUCACUGUCACUUGCCAAGCGCCUAUGACGUGUUCCUUCUGUCCAAGGGAGYAGAACCGGCCUUGCCUGCAGGCUCCAUCCAAGGCGGCCAGGGAAAGUUCCUCUUAUCCCCUGCCACCCGGGCCCACGGGGGGACCUACAGAUGCUACGGCUCUGUCAACACCUCCCUCCACGAGUGGUCAGCUCCCAGCAACCUCCUGGAGCUGAUGGUCACAGGAGUGUACAAAGAGCCUCAGCUCUUGGCUGUUCAGGGCCCCUCUGGGGCACCCCAGCAUAUGACGACCCUGCAGUGCCGCUCAGAGAUGUGGUUCGACCUGUUCCUCCUGUCCCAGGAGGGCAGUGCCAACGUCACCCAGCGCCUCAGAUCUCAGUAUAAACGCGGGUUCUUCCAGGCCAACUUCACCCUGAAYGCCAGCGAGCAGGCCCGCGGGGCCACCUACAGAUGCUACGGUUCUCUAAGUUCCUCCCCCUCGCUGUGGUCAGACCCCAGUGAGCCCCUGAGGCUCUCAGGAAGAGGGUCUGCCUCCUGGAAUUCCUACAAGGUGAACAUGCUCAGGCUGAGCCUGGGAGGUGUCAUCCUGCUGAUCCUGCUGGGGUUCCUGGUGGAGGCCUGGCUCAGCAGGAGGGACCCCCUGCAUUGCCAUACGGGGCCAGAGUCCUGA
This is a messenger RNA of Urocitellus parryii (Arctic ground squirrel), 1176 nucleotides long. Lineage: Eukaryota; Metazoa; Chordata; Mammalia; Rodentia; Sciuridae. The record is from RefSeq and is a predicted model, not a curated record.